Messenger RNA from Spodoptera littoralis (African cotton leafworm), 384 nucleotides. Lineage: Eukaryota; Metazoa; Arthropoda; Insecta; Lepidoptera; Noctuidae. The record is from the annotation of a GenBank genome assembly.
AUGCUUAGUCUCCUCAGCAUCACACUCCUGACCAUUGCAGCUGAACAAAUAUACGCACAAGACACCUCAAAAGAGCAUCAGGGACUUCAACCCUGCGGCGGACACUUAAAGGGUCCCGUAGGCACGAUCACCACUCCAAACUUCCCCAACCCCUUCCCAGUCCCGAUAAAGUGCAAAUGGAUAAUAGAGCAUGACAUAGUGAACGGGACCAUCUCGGUGUACUUUACGCAACAGUACACCACCACCGGGCUCACCUUCACCGAGUACUUGUACUACGAUGAGUCGUACAAGCUAGGGGAGCGGAGGGCACUCACCCUUACUGACGAGAAUAUUACAAAAAUCAAAUGGCUUCAGCCUCGUUCCUCGUUCCGUGGAAAAGGUUAA